Molecule: messenger RNA, 342 nt
Organism: Trichoplax adhaerens
Lineage: Eukaryota; Metazoa; Placozoa; Uniplacotomia; Trichoplacea; Trichoplacidae
Exons: 2
Coding region: 1-342 (113 amino acids)
Biological process (GO): positive regulation of extrinsic apoptotic signaling pathway; TRAIL-activated apoptotic signaling pathway
Cellular component (GO): CD95 death-inducing signaling complex; cytoplasm
Molecular function (GO): death receptor binding; caspase binding
Source: RefSeq, a predicted model, not a curated record
AUGGCAGUCUCGUCGGCUCCGAAUACAGCUACUACAAUUGACAGCUCGAUUAAACCUGCAAUAACUACUGCUGAACAAGAGGGUAGAAGGCGCGAAAUCUUCAUGUAUUUAGCUGAUAGAAUAAAAUCAAAGAAAUUAAAAGAAUUUGGUCGAAAAUUGAAAUUAAAUCCUAAUGAUGUUGAUGACAUAACCGAUACGAACGAUGUCAGAUUUGACAAGUGUAUUCAUCUGUUGGAAACAUGGUAUACUACAUUUGCUUCAGAAGCGACAUUUGAUGUAUUACUAUCAGUUUUGAAAAGUUGCAAAGAGACAUUAAUAGCCGAUGAAUUAAAAAAAAAUUAA